This is a messenger RNA of Pyricularia grisea, 627 nucleotides long. RefSeq lists its product as uncharacterized. The transcript has 4 exons. Bases 1 to 627 code for a protein of 208 amino acids. Lineage: Eukaryota; Fungi; Ascomycota; Sordariomycetes; Magnaporthales; Pyriculariaceae. The record is from RefSeq and is a predicted model, not a curated record.
AUGAGUUUUCGCGUAAAGGAAAGAGGGACCGGUGUACAAGGGGACGAAGGCCAUAUCAUAACAUCUUUCGAAGAUUCAGUUUUUAGCCAGGUCAUACGUACACCGUCCCUUAAACGAUCCAGCACAAGCAACGACAACCCAACACAAACCUACGAUUUUAGGCGAGACUGCAUCUCGUCCUCCCAGCUGAGGUCGUGCGAUAAGGCUGUUGAGGAAUGGGUGCUAGUGGCAAACCCGACUUUCUUUCUCCCGCUCACGGCACACCGCCAUCCCAAGCAGCCCGGGUGGCGGGCGGAACAAAAAGUCAUGCCCGCCGUCUUCGUCGACAAAAAGCUCGUCUGUCGGUCAAAUAAACAAGUAAGGAAAUGGCCGACUUUAAUAAGGAAAACGUCGACGCCAACAGCCCUAAAAAGCGUCCGUGCCUCACCGGCCCCUGAUAUCGCUCACAACCCAUCACAAAUCCUCUCUCCCACAUCUUCAAACACGUUCAUUGUGCCGCGGAAGCGCUUACCGCCGGGCUUAUCAACAAUAACACAAUUUGCCUCGGCUUAUGGUAGUAUCGCCAAUGGAAGCAAAACUCCUCGGCGGGGCCCAAAACUACAUUUGCAACUGCGGCUAGAGCUGUAA